Gadus macrocephalus (Pacific cod) is the source of this 1840-nucleotide messenger RNA. RefSeq lists its product as uncharacterized. The coding region runs from base 480 to 1391 and encodes 303 amino acids. Lineage: Eukaryota; Metazoa; Chordata; Actinopteri; Gadiformes; Gadidae. The transcript has 3 exons. The record is from RefSeq and is a predicted model, not a curated record.
AAUACUACGUAGGGCCCAGAUCAGAUAAAAAACUAUGCAUAGUCACGAGGAUCAUUGCAAAAGUGAUCAUUUCUUUAUUGAAAACACACCCAUAAAUCAAACAUACUGUAGAGACAUGUCUAUCACGUAAUUGCCAUGCCUUAUUUCGCGACAAACUACACUUCUUUUGGCCACAGUUGUGAUAAUGUGUGAUAAUUGUUUGUGUAUGCAUAUUAUGACCGUUUAAUCAAAAGAAAAUUAGACGUUUUAUAGCGCUACCGCUCAACGGGCUGCUGUGUGCGCUCCCGCGGCCACAAAUCAGAUUCUGGCAGACGAUCACUUUUUGGCACGACACCGGCUCCCAUGUUAGCAGGUUUGAGUGUUUGCACGCUGCCUGCGUGAUACGCGCAACAAAAACAUGUGCAUGCUAGAAAUGGGACAGUUUGCCUACUUUUCACGCAACACGCAAGGCGUUUUAAAAACAGUUUAACAAUAUUCAUAUGACAUAUUUUCUCAAUGGACAACGUAUUAGCAAAUUCAUUAACAAAUAUUUAAUGUGUGGCAAUAUUUGUUUUUCUGCUGCUAAUAUAAGCAAAGAUAUGCUGCCAAGCCUCACAAAGGAGGACUUGCGUGACCUUUUUCCUGGUCCAGAACACUUCCUGAGAAGGAGAACCAUUUGGAGACUCAGUCAUGAUGAAAAUGAGGGUCAAGAAUCAGAGCUGCAUAGACCAGGAAGCAGUGAAUUCAGCCCCACCCACCCACCUCCUCUUCCCCAACAUCCAUUUCCUUCCUCUUUGUCUUCCUCCAACCCUCUCCCCUCUCCAUCCCCCAUUUCUUCUCCAUCCUCCCUCCCCUCUCCAAGCCCAAGACCCCAACAUGGCAGAAUGGUACAACUUGUCAGCCCAACGUAUGUCAUAUACACAGACACAGAAUUAGAGCUUGCAAGGAGUGCCUUCUUUGACCAACAGCGUGCUGGAAAAGAGGGAGACUUUAGCCUGUCCAAAGAUCUUCGUUGCAGAUUAAUAAGAAAUACCACCACAAGCAUGAUUGCAAUCAAAAGAGCAACAGAGGAUGAUUUUAAAUAUCCAUGCAACCGGGAGCUCACAUUUAUGGCAAAGCGCCUCGUGGACUACUACCCAAUGCUUCGGGACCAAUCUGCCAAGAGUGGGGCUGAGUGGGAAUAUCUGAAGAAACAGCUCCUAAAAAGAGUCCAAAAUGUUUCAACUCCUAAAAAGCAGCAGGGAGCAACUCCUUUGCGAAAGAAGGCACAGAGACUUAGCUUUCAGUCCAGACAGGAGACGUCCACUGAUGAGACUGAUGACUCCACCACCUCUACUGUGAUCUUGGAGAGAUCACCACCACGCUGUAGCACUCCAGAGAUUGAACAAUCGUAUGGUAAGUGCACAAAUUGAAAUGGUGGAUAUUUUUUUCAGUAUUAAUGGAGCUUCUAUUAUUACUUUGAACAAGGACAAUUCCAUGUCUAAGUAAAUUCAGCAAUGUUAUCAUGCAAUUUCAAACCUUUUUUGUUCUGGAUUAUUCAUCUAUUAGUGUCCUUUUUUAAAGGAACACGCCACCGUUUUAUAAAAUUGGGAUAUUCACCGUCUCCCCUAGAGGUAAAUAAGUGGGCAAACGCAUUUGUCUCAGUGCAUGCAAUGUCAUAGUCUGGCAGCGCACCUGCUAGGUUAGCUUAGCUUAGCAUAGUGAAUGGAAUCCUUUGUAGCCAGAUAGUAUGUCAUGAGUAAAAGUGAGCCUCUGUCUUCACAACCAGUACAAAUGGCAAUGUAGAUUAAGACGAGGUGAUCUCCUAGGCACGUAUUGACUUCGCCUCGUCUAAAUUUGCAUAAGCUAACCUAGCGGGGGC